ACCAAAAUGGCAGCCUCCUGACGACGAUGGCUCAGGAAACACCCAAUAAUUACAAACGCGUUACUGAGGACUAUUUUUCUCGUUUGCACUCCGCAUGGGUAAUGGAAGAAAGUGGUGAUAAGACAAUGGGUGAGGUGUCAUCCAAUGUCACUGUCCAUCGAUGUCCAGUUUUUGGAAGACUUCAUUUUGUUAGAGAUCAAAGGGGUAUAGCAUGCCUGAGCUUUAUUGUUCUCUACUGGAUAUAUGGGGUCUGGAGUAUGAGCUUCUUAAUUAUUUACCCAAGGUACCAACAAGGACUCCUUAAUGUUGUUGCCAUAGCUUUAUAUGCCUUUUGCAGUGUUAUGACUAUAUGCAGCUUGUUCAAAGCAGCCACCACCAACCCAGGGAGGGUACCAUUAGUUGAGCAGCCUCCAGUGACUGAUGCAGAUCAGUGGACAUUUUGCCAGAAGUGCAAACAGCAGCGGCCCACCAGAGCGCACCACUGUAGACGAUGUCAGCAGUGUGUCAUGAAAAUGGACCAUCACUGUCCUUGGAUCAACAAUUGUGUUGGUGAAGCCAACCAUUUCCAUUUCAUGCAGCUGUGUACCUAUGCCUUUCUAAUGAGUCUUAUUGCCUUUGUGAUGUGUAUGGUGCACUGGUACUUGUGGCCUAAAUGCCCUGCGACAAUAUGUGAUAAGUCUGUUUAUUACAUGCGGCAUCAGCAGGCCUUACUCUACUUUUCUACUUUCUUAUCCUUUCUGAUGGCCUUUAGCAUGCUGUUAAUGGUGUCAGGACAACAUUUUAAUCUUAUUAUGGACAGAACAACUUUGGACAACCUCAGGGAUCCAUUUGGUAAAGAUCAGAGUAGACCGCUGACUUUGAAAUUCCGUACUUGUCAUGACGCUUACACAGAUCUCUGUGGACCUGGACACAAAAUAUUUUGGGCAUUUCCCUGCAGGAGGAGAAAAGUUCUAACAUCUUACCAUUACUAUGGCAAUCCAGUUUGAGACAAUGCAUGUGCAAAGGCAAUUGUAAAAUUUAUCCUGAUACAUGGAUCUUUGAUAUUAUUGGUUUUGAUUGGAGAAUUACUGGACAUUUGCAGUUGGGGAAAUACUGCAAAAAA
Lingula anatina is the source of this 1102-nucleotide messenger RNA. RefSeq names its product palmitoyltransferase ZDHHC21. Lineage: Eukaryota; Metazoa; Brachiopoda; Lingulata; Lingulida; Lingulidae. Gene Ontology annotation, molecular function: palmitoyltransferase activity. The record is from RefSeq and is a predicted model, not a curated record.